CUUGCGUAGGCAAAGACGCUUUGGGAGCUGUUGAGCCUUGAGCCUUGAGGGCUUUGUAGUUUGUGACUGCAGUGCACUGUUUGUGCAUUGCGAUUCAAAUAGAGCACAGCGCGAACAUACAGGCUUCUGUCGCGUCAGAGGCGAGCCAAGACUACCACGCAAAAAGGGGCCAUUCAGUCGACGGGGACAACGGCCGGGAAUUGCUUUAGCGUUACGCGCGUCGGGUGCUGGCGCGCACGAUGCUCCUACGAUGGCGCUACAGGUGCAAUUCAUCACAAGCACAAACUACAGGCGCGGCUGGAGUUGCUCGGCUUGGCUGCUUGCAUGCGCGCGGCGCUCCGCCGUUCUCGCGCCAAGGGCUCGCGCGCCGCGCCUGCGCGGCGCUGCCUGACGACAGAGCUGCUAGUGAUGCCGGCGAACAGGGCGAGGGGCCGCAGGGUGCCCCAGGGCCAUUUGGGCUGAGCGGCUGCGACGCGGACGUCGCCCAGCCACCGACGACCGCUGGCCUCCCCGCUGACGGCGCCAGCGCCAGCGAGCAGCUGGCUCGCACCAAACCCUGGAACCCGGCCAACACCGCCGAUUCCUCACCCUCCUCAUCACCCACAUCCAGCUCGGACGCCGCUGACGCGGCGCGUGGCCCCAGCGCGUACCGCGCAGUGCUGGGCGUGCUGGCACGCGGCAGCGAGCCCGCCGCGCCCCAGCCGCCACCUCAGGCCCCCGCGCCCGGCGGCGCCGCCCAUCCCGGCGGCGCCGCUGCACCCACGCCGUACCAGGAGCAAUGGGAGUGGCACGUGUACGAUGCAGAGUGCUUCCAGGUUCUGGACGAGGCUGUGUUGGACACGGCCGCCGCGGGCGCCUUCAUGACUCAACUGGCGCUGGCGGACGCAUGGGGUGAGCCGCUCACCACACACGAGCUGCUCCACGCCGCUCGUGUGGCCGACAUCAGCGGCUUCGCGCUGCCGCCCCUGGUGGCGUCGCAGCUGCAGCGGCUGGUGGCGGCGGCGGGGCCGGCGGCGGCGGCCGUCUCCGCUGAUGCCUUGUUGGCCGUGUACGACCUGCCGGCACUGCUGGAGGUGCUCCACGGGCUGGAGGUGACGCCCUCCGUCGCCUGGACCGACUACGCCCUGCACCGCUGGCUGGGCGACUGCGGCAGUAGCAGCCGCAUCCACACCAGCAGCAGCAGCAGCAGCAGCAGCCGUAGCAGUACCAGCAGCAGCAGCAGGAGGGCCAGUGCCGCGAUGCUGUGUGUGUCGGACGUGCGGCGCGUGAUGGCGCUGCUGGAGUCACUCUACGUGCCGGACGCAGAGCCGCUGGUCGAGCCGCCGCCGCCGGCCGCGCCAACCUCCUCCGCCCUGAUCCUCCCCACCCAGCCGCACCGCGACGUGCUCCCACCCAUCCUCGACGGCGCGCCUGGCCCGCCAUCCCUGCACAUGCACAGCAGCCGGCGGCAGCGGCAGCAUCAGAGCCAGCUGCCGCCCAUCUACCAGUCGGCGGCCCAGCGCGGCGCGCCGCAGGCGGAAAGCUACUUGUCGGCGGCGGUGCGGCGCUGGCUGGACGGAUGCAUUGGCGCGCUGCUGGAUUCGGGCGGGCUGGCGCGAGGGCACCAGCGCGAGGAGCUGUACUGCCUGCUGCCGCAGCUGGCCACCACGCCCUCCGCAGACCUGGUGGAGCGGCUGGCGGCGGAGGCCUGGCCGCCCACACCGCCGCCGCAGGCGCAGCAUCUGCCGCCGUCACUGUCGCGGCCCAGCGACCUGGGUGGUCAUAGUGGUGGCGGUGGUGGUGGUGCAGGUGGGGGUGGUGGCGGGCUGCUGCCGUCUGCGUAUUCGUCGCCCGAGGCCAUCGCCUCGUUCCUGUGGAUUGUGGCCGCGUCAGGCGCUCAGCUGACGCCGGACGCCAUCCAGCGCGAACUGCGCUCCCUGGAGCUGGCGCUGAUGCGGAUGGCGCUGGCGACCGACCGAGGCAGCGGCGGCAGUAGCAGUAGCAGUAGCAGCAGCAGUAGCAAUGGAAACGGCAGUAGCAGUAGCAGGCGGGGAGGGCCUGCGCCGCCGCCCCGCCGCCGGCUUGACGGCAGCUCCCGCGAGCCGCUGGCAGACGCCCGCGCGGUGGCGUCCCUGUCCGCCGCGUUCUCGCUGCCCUCGGCGCCUGAAAGCACCCCGGCAUUCGGCAGUAGCAGCGGCCAACAGGGUGGCGGCAGCGGUGCCGGCAGUAGCAGUGGCGCGGGGGCUGGCGGCGGUGACGCCCUGCCGCCAGUGGUCAGCCCCUUUGCGUUCGUGUCCUUGCCUGGGUCGGUGCUGGCGCCGCCGCCGCCGCCGCGCCGGCUGACGCCGCACUCGGCGUACCUGUCCUUCUGGGCCUUCCACCACUACCGCUACACGCCCUCCCAGGCCGGCGCCGCCGCCGCCGGGCCGCUGCUGCUUCACACGGCCCUGGGCGGCACCGGCGGCGCCGGCCUGCGGCCCGGCCACUCGCAGGGGCUGCUGGGCGCGCGGCAGCGCUGCCGGCUGCUGCGGUCGCUACUGCUGUGCUUCCGCGGCGUGCAGCACCAGCUGCGCGCGCCGCACCGCGGCUGGGCCUCCCUGUUUGUGGGGUGGGAGGAGCUGGGCUCGGGCGAGCUGUUGGCGCUGCUGCAAGACAUGGCGGUGCUGGCACGGCUGCGGGCACGAGGCGGCAGUAGCAGCAGCACAAGCGGCGACGGCCGCAGCAGUGCGGGUGGCGGCAGUGUCGGCGGCGGUGGGUUGGGUGCCGAGGCAGAGAGCCGUGCUGGCGCCGGGGGGGCGGGUGCGGGCAUGGCGUCUCGUAUGGGCGGAACCUACACGUGGGACGAGGCUGCGGACGUGCUGGGUGCGGACACGUGGUGGUGCGCCGGUGGCGACGCCGCUGACGCCGCUGACGGCGCAAGCGGGGGCGAGCACGGGCAGGCGGCGGCGCCACCGGCUGGAGCAGGAGCGGCAUCCGGGCUCGGCAGUGGCAGUAGCAGCAGUAGCAGUGGUGACGAAAUGGCAGCCUCGUUCGCGCGCUUUCUGCGUGAGUCAGCCGCCGGCCACGGUCGCACCGGCGGCGGCAGCAGCAGCAGCAGCGGCCGUGGCGCAGGAGGCGGCGCGGCGGCGCUGCAUGUGCAGCUAAGCACGCUCGCAGCGUUCGUGUUGCAACUGCCGGGCUGGCCGGAGCGAUUCAGCGGGCUAGACCUUCCUGCGGCCGCCGGCUCGCUCGCGUCGCUGCUCGAGAUCCUGUGGUCCGACCGGCCGGCCGCCGCCGCCGCCGCCGCCUCGACGGCGCCUGGCGCCGCCGCGGCGGCGGCGGGCUCUGCGGCUGCGGCGGCUGUGGAUGCGGAGCGGCAGCUGGUGGCGGACACCUUGGCUGACUGGCUGUCACGACUCAUGCCGGUGAUUGAGGGCGGCGUGCGGGAGGCCACAGCUCAGGACUGGGGCAGCGCCGGCGCCGGUAGCAUUGCUAGCAGCAGUAGCAUUGGCAGCGUCGCCAGUGCCAGUAACAGCCUGGACGAGCGGCAAUUGCCGGGCCUCCUGCCCUCGACGCCCCCGCCGUCGCCGUCGCCCGAGCGGCUGGCGCCGCCGGCCCAUGCGCGCGGCCUGACGGCGGCGGAGGUGACGGCGACGCUGAUGGCUUUGAGCGGCACGGCGGCGGCGCUGGCGGCGGCGCGGGGUCACGCGGUGCUACACCGGCAGCUGAUGUGGGCGGUGCAGCGGCUGGGCUCACGGGCGGCGCGCUUCGCGCCGCAGCCGGCCAGCUUCGCGCGGGUGCCCGAGAUGCUCAUGCGGCUUGACUCUCUGGGCUGGGUCUCUGCGCCGCUGGAGUGGGCGGACGCAGUGGUGGACGCGCAGGCAGCCGCCAGCGGCCGCAGCAGCCUCGGCAGCGGCAACAGCGGCGGCCUCAAUCCCGGCAGCGGCAGCAGCGGCGGCCGUGACGUCUGCGCGCCCUGGUUCCGGCGGCUGGCGUGGCGCGAGGCGCUGCGGUGCGUGCUGGCGUGCGGCCGCCUGGUGGACCGCGCCCGCGCCGAGGUGCUGCGCCGCCACGGCGACUCCCUGCUGCUGACGUCAGCAACCGCCACAACCGCCACAACCGCCACAACCAUCACCACGAUGGCAACCACAGUGGCAGUGGCAGCAACGCCGUUAGCAGCAGGCUCUGGGGAUGCGGCCGUCCCAUGGAGCACAGAGCCGGCAGGGGUGGCUGUGGCAGAAGCGGCGGCGGCUGCGCCGCCGCAGCCGCCGCCGCCGCCUGCGGCGCGGCCCUCUCGGGCUGAGGCGACGCUGGCGGCGACGUUGCGGCUGCGGAGCCACCUGCUGUCGAAUUUGGCGGCGCGCGCGGGCGGUGCCACCGCUGGCGAGCUGCGCCAGGCCGCCGCCACGUGGCAGGUGUACGGGUUGCCGUACGACCGCGAUGCGAUGGCGGCGCUAUUGGGGGCAAUGGCGGCGGCGGCGCCCGUGCGCCCGGACAACAGUGGGGAUGCGGGCUGGGAGGGAGGCGGCUCGGCGGCUGGAAUGGGAGCAGGAGCGGCGGCGCCGCUGCGGGAUGGCGUGGCGCGUCUGCUUGCGGUGUGUCAAGCGGCGCGGGCGCCGGCUGAAGAGAUGGAGGCGUUGUUUGGCAGGCUGGGUAGCGCAGAGUGGUGAGGAUGGAGAAACCUUGAAGCAGCGUUGAUGUAUGUGCACUUGCUCUGUGAUUGCAUACCGUAUCUUUGGGCAGCCAAGUGCUCUGGCUUGUUAGAGAGGAAUACCGGUGGCAAGUGUUUGGUGUCAAGUCUCAGUUGUUAGACCUGAUACGGUAGGUCCUGAAUAAUCGAGGUCUGACAUCAGUUGAAAGCAGUCGCAUAGCAGGCACAUUCGCUGACGUCACUGGUCAUACGGUACACGAGUGUGGCCUGCAAAGUGUUGAGAGCCCACCGAGAGACGCGUGUUGCGGAGCGAGGUUGUCGGGAGAAUGGUGCGUCAUACUUGCGAGAUGAGGGUCAUCACCGGGAUUUUACUUACCUGCCUGCAAAGUUUUUUUGCCGUUUUGCCGUUUUGCAGUGACAGACUCGGAUCGAUUGUACGCAGGGGGGGUGCCCCCAGGGGUACGUACCCAGGGGUGUGUACCCAGGGGUAUGUACCCUGCCUGAUGUAUCAUUAUAGUAUGUUUGUAGAGGGCUAAGUGCGAGAUGCAUGGUUUCGCGGCUUUUGUACGGCGAGCGGGUUGGGCGUGGUGAGUGCAGUCUUAAACUCACUGUACAGUCGAAGCUGGUCACGACUUGAUGCGGCACAGUGCCGCAACAGCAGUAGUGUAGGAUGACGGAAGCCAUCAGUUGAGUGCGCGGACGGCGGACUGUCACGAAGCCCCUCUGGCGGCAGCGGUGGCUGAAUGGCGCGCGUGAGGGCCCCGGGAGUGGCUCCCCUGCUUAUGCUGCUGCACUUCGCAUUGUCGGCGUCAAGUCAUGUGCGGUAUGCGUUGUGCAGCUGGCGCAUGCUUGCGGCAACAGUAGUGGGCGAGUGAGGCCUGGCGACGGGAUAAGUCCAUCACACUGAUCCGCGUGCCUACAGCUUGGUUUGAGUCUUGAGGCGAGUUUGUGCGUUACCGCUGUGUGGGUCCGUGCGCUGUCAUUAUACGUAAGGUAAUCGGCCCUUGCUUGAGCGGCUCGGGCUCGGAGCUACCGGUACUCAUCACUCAUUUGCGACACCCCUCCCUUCCUCCUGCACUGCAAUCUUCCACUUGCAAAUGGUGGCGGGUGGAGGCGGGGUGUCGGGCGGGGCACCCCUGCGUGCCGGGCGUACGGCAUACAAGGACGCAACGCCGCUGUACAGUGUCUGGCCGCUGGCCUGGCAUGGAAGUUCAAUGCCGUUCAGCGGCCUACCUGCAGCCGCCAGCAGCCGUAGCGUGGGUGCAAGUUCCGUUUGCUCU
Messenger RNA from Chlamydomonas reinhardtii, 5889 nucleotides. RefSeq lists its product as uncharacterized. The record is from RefSeq and is a predicted model, not a curated record. The transcript is spliced from 8 exons. Lineage: Eukaryota; Viridiplantae; Chlorophyta; Chlorophyceae; Chlamydomonadales; Chlamydomonadaceae. The coding region runs from base 240 to 4628 and encodes 1462 amino acids.